This is a messenger RNA of Penicillium verrucosum, 750 nucleotides long. RefSeq lists its product as uncharacterized. The transcript has 3 exons. The annotation marks the transcript as partial. The record is from RefSeq and is a predicted model, not a curated record. Lineage: Eukaryota; Fungi; Ascomycota; Eurotiomycetes; Eurotiales; Aspergillaceae.
UCAUCAAAGUCAGAAAACCAGUGGCUUGUCAUUCUCGACUUAUCUAAGUCAGCUAUACAAAAACUCGAUGAAGACCAUAGUUGCUUAGAAGGAAUCGAGUAUCGGUUUGCAUGGGAAGGGCAUGCUGGGCUACUUAAGAUAGUCCCUUCCUUCGAGCACGACUCGGUCACAGAUGGGUUUACUAGGGUACUGGAUCUUGCUCUUAUCGCAAUGGGACUUAUUGGGUGGCUACCACGACGUAUAAGCCAACGGCGAACAAGGGGAAACAAGGUGACUAGGGAUUUCUUCCGCCAUCUCGCCGCCCGUCUGCCCCCGGGCUCCCUCCCGGCUGGCCAACCCUCACUAUUGAGACGGGGCUAUCUAAAUCGUUAUCUCAGCUUAGAUAAGAUGCUAUAUGGUGGCUGUCUAACUCUUCCGGCGAGGUUCGAAUCGUCUUGGUCAUCUCUAUUUCGAAACGAAAAGAUAGAGUCUUUAUCGAAGUAUGGCAACUGGCGCCACCGAACAGCCCGCGACCCCUCACAAGGGGCAUACAUUCAAACCUUGUGCCAACAAAGUCCGAACUCCAACAGCCAGCAGUGUUGCAGCAUGCUUACUGCGCACACGAGGUCGAGAUUUUCCGCUAAUGGCGUGACUAGUGCCCCGCUCACACUACCAUUUGUUGCAGUGUAUGAUAGACCACCGGCACAAGGAGAGGGAGACAUUGUCCUUACAGGGCAGGAUUUCCUGGAUGUCACUAGUGAUCUGUUUUGA